AUGUUUGGAAUAUUUGCCCAAUCAGUGGCAUUUAUUUGCUUGUUUGCAAUUGUGCAAGAACAAAUUAUUCAAUUUUAUAGUCAUGAACAACAAUCGUUUAUGUUUAAUGGAGUCUUAGCUAGUGAGUUCCCUGAACGAGAAUGUUGUGAUCCUGUGUAUCCACCACCAGUUCCCACAGCACCAUCAUCAUCAGCUGCAACGCCUACAGGACGUUCAGGACCAAAUAUAAAAACAGCAAUAGCUAUAUUAAACUGUCUACUGGCGAGACAAUUAUGUUUCGAAGAUGUGUCGUGUUCGGCAAUAUUGGAAAUCAUUCCAAGAGUUUGUGGACCAGAACUAGUUGCAUGUUCAACAGUGACAGUUACGAAAUGUCAAGCAGCGUUACGCACAUUACAAGCAUUUCCAUUUUUUAAACCAACAUGCUUAUGUCGUGAACCACACGUGGAUCCAGAAUGUAACUCAUUCCGGGAUUUCCUUUUUGAUCAUCCAUGCGUGUUUGUUUUGAAGAAAGCGGAAAAAGAUCCGUAUCCAGUAGAUGCUCUGCCCACAUGCAAUCAUGCUUUAUCAGUUUGUCAGCGUGAAGAAAAAUGCAUUAAAUUAUUUGAAGAUUUCAAAACGAAUUGUAAAGUUCGUGACAACAAAUGUAGAAUGGAUGACAGAGAACUGUGUCAUGAAUCAUGGACAAAUUUACGUCUAUCACCGAUGUUCGGCUGCAUAUGUCCCAACAAUCAUAUGAAACGGCGUUGUGAUCGAAUAUUUGGUAUUGUAAAUCAUAAUCCAUGCGUUGGUGACGAGGAUAUUAAGGUUAAAUUUUCAACAGAUAUUACAAAAUUUGCAUUCAAAAGUACAUGUCACUUAGCGUUAGAAAAUUGUAAUAAUGACUACAUGUGUCGAGCGGCGUUACAACCAGUAUUACAUCAUUGUGACACAUCACAGUGUCAUAGAAAUUCUUGUAUGGAAGCAUUACAAAAUUUAUAUCGUAAACCGGAAUUAUCAUGGAGUCUAGAGAUUGCAUUCUGUUUGUGCAAGACAUCCGAAAAUAAACAAGACGCUUGCUUAGUGGCCCAAGAAAAAUUACAUCCAAUAUGUGCGCAACGAGUGGAAGGUAAUCAAGUUUUGCCUCCAUGUCAUACACUGGCUGAGGAAUGUCGCAAAGACAUUGAUUGCAAAAUUCGUUUAGAAUUUUAUGAACAAUCAUGUGCUGUUGAUAGUACCACGAAGAAAUGUGCUGGUCCUCCGUCAGAAUGUCGUGCAGCAAUGUUAGGUAUUUUAGGCACAGAAUUAAGAACGACAUGUGGCUGUAAAGGGACUGAUUUCACUCAACUGUAUGACUGUUUGGGAUGGCAAAGACUUUUAUGGGUAAAUCCAUGUGUUGUUCAAUCACAAAGUGACUUCCAUAUAAAGAAUGCAGCGAUUGAACUAGCAAAAAUGAGUACAACGCCAACGACCACAAUUCAACCAAUUGCUUCUACUUGGCGAUCUCGAAUACAACUUUCCACUACAUUGGCUCCAAUUACUACCAUCACAAUGGAAACAACGACUUUAACCACUGAACCAACGGAACCAACUACGACCGAAAUGAUUACAACCACGACUUCGACCACAACUUCAACAACACCACCAAGAUUCUGUGUAGUUCAAAAACCACAUCAAACAACUCAGUACAUACGUGAGGGUAAAAGUAAACGGCUGAAUAGAGACGAUGAACUAGAAUGUUCUGACUUAUGUCAGUGCGCAGAAUCAUUAAUCGUAAUAUGUCACACAAUAUGCGUUGAUCGUAUUCCAUGUAAAACUGAAUUUGCAUUCUAUAAUCAUGCAGCACCUGCAUACCAAGCAUACCGUGGUCGAUGUCUUUGUUAUUCGGGCCAAUUCAUCUGCAUGAGACCCACACCUGGUGAAUAUAAGCUUCCGCAAGGAGUGUUCUUAUUCUUAGGAUACAGUGAAACCGAUGAAGCAUUAUUAAAGCCGCACAGUAAUUUAUCUGUACAAGAUGUUGUACAAUCUUUACAAGAACUGAUUAUGCAUGAGACUUCAUGCCAGUUAUCAAUUUUUAACGUUACAAAAGCCAACGUAAUCUUAGUGGCGAAAAUUCGAGAUGAUGAUGAAGAAGAUGAAACAAAAAUUUUAAUAAAAGAACAAGAACAAUGUGCACAAAUUUUAGAAGAUAUAAGUGAAAAAAUCAACACACAACAUCCUGAAUUCAACUCACAUUUACUCCUAUCAAUAUUUAAAAUGGCUGAAGUUGAAGUAAUUCCAGCCAAAAUAAAUGCACAACAAAGACAAACAACAUCAAGUCCUGUACUAAUAAUUCUAUCAACAAUAUUAGUACUCCAUCGAGUUAUAAUUCGAUCAACAUCCAGUUGGCACUUUCUACAUCAUUUGUGA
Chrysoperla carnea is the source of this 2385-nucleotide messenger RNA. RefSeq lists its product as uncharacterized. Gene Ontology annotation, cellular component: external side of plasma membrane; signaling receptor complex. Gene Ontology annotation, biological process: nervous system development. The record is from RefSeq and is a predicted model, not a curated record. Gene Ontology annotation, molecular function: signaling receptor activity. Lineage: Eukaryota; Metazoa; Arthropoda; Insecta; Neuroptera; Chrysopidae. The coding region runs from base 1 to 2385 and encodes 794 amino acids. The transcript is spliced from 17 exons.